This is a messenger RNA of Diuraphis noxia (Russian wheat aphid), 525 nucleotides long. RefSeq names its product beta-alanyl-dopamine/carcinine hydrolase-like. NCBI's taxonomy places the organism in Eukaryota, Metazoa, Arthropoda, Insecta, Hemiptera, Aphididae. The record is from RefSeq and is a predicted model, not a curated record.
AUUGCUGUACAGUUGUUAGGCCAUACAGAAGAUGCGUUGUCUGAGACGGUAAACAAUUAUUACAUAGUUGCUGCUCAUGUGGUGCCCGAUGAAUCCGAAAUGGGUGGCACGUUUCAGGCCAGAGAAGAGAAGUUUCAAGCACUUGCGUACGCUGGUCACUUACCUGGUUACGCAAGCGGCCACAAUCAAUACGGACUGGUGUACUCGAUCAACACGAUAUUUGUCAGUGAACCACUGAAGGGCAAAAUCCCCCGAGAGUUUAUCACGAGAGCGCUGCUGGCCACGCGGGCUGACGUGAACGAUAUCUUAAACGUGUUAAUCAACAAAGGCGCAGGCACGGCUGAUGGAUUCAACAUGAACUUUGGUUUUCUGCAUGAACACAAAGAAUCGCGUGUUUUUCACACGGUCGAAGUCACCCCGAAAAUCGAUUCUGACAGUUCGGAAAUUUACUACUCAACCUUCGGUUUGGGAAAAAACUCGUUACAUACGAACAGGUGUGUGCGCGUGCCCUUUACCACUGUAUAG